This is a messenger RNA of Prorocentrum cordatum, 339 nucleotides long. Lineage: Eukaryota; Dinophyceae; Prorocentrales; Prorocentraceae. The record is from the annotation of a GenBank genome assembly.
AUGCGGGAUGCCAAGGUGGAGUCCAACGCCAUCAGCUUCAACGCUGGGAUCGCCGCCUGCGCGGCGGGCAUGCGGUGGCAGCAGGCUCUGUCGCUUCUCGGUGACAUGCGCGAGGCGAGACUGGAGCCUGAUGUCGUCGGCUACACCACUGGGAUCAGCGCGUGCGGGAGCUGCGAGCGGUGGCAGCAGGCCCUGUCGCUGCUCGGCGGCAUGCGCGAGGCGGAGCUGGAGCCCAACGUUCACCUUCAAUGCUGGGAUCAGCGCGUGCAAAAAUGGCGAGCCGUGGCAGCACGCUCUGGUGCUGCUCAGCGAAAUGUCGGAGGUACAGGUCGAGCCUGA